Molecule: messenger RNA, 1703 nt
Organism: Mus musculus (house mouse)
Lineage: Eukaryota; Metazoa; Chordata; Mammalia; Rodentia; Muridae
Gene: Timm17b
Product: translocase of inner mitochondrial membrane 17b
Exons: 6
Coding region: 109-627 (172 amino acids)
Biological process (GO): protein import into mitochondrial matrix
Cellular component (GO): TIM23 mitochondrial import inner membrane translocase complex; mitochondrial inner membrane
Molecular function (GO): transmembrane protein transporter activity
Source: RefSeq, marked validated
UUGGUCUACGUACAGCGCCUCAGAGCUUGUGGGCGUUUCGGAGCGGGAGGGGGACGGGGGGAGUGUCUCGCCCGCGCCACCGACUGCGCCAGGCCGGACUCUGGCGCCAUGGAGGAGUACGCUCGCGAACCUUGCCCAUGGCGAAUUGUGGAUGAUUGCGGUGGAGCUUUCACCAUGGGUGUCAUUGGUGGUGGAGUCUUCCAGGCUAUCAAGGGCUUCCGCAAUGCCCCUGUUGGAAUUCGACACCGGUUCAGAGGUAGUGUCAAUGCUGUGAGGAUCCGGGCACCCCAGAUUGGAGGAAGCUUUGCAGUGUGGGGAGGUCUGUUCUCCACCAUCGACUGUGGCCUGGUCCGGCUACGGGGCAAAGAAGACCCCUGGAAUUCCAUCAGCAGUGGAGCGUUGACUGGAGCUGUGCUGGCUGCGCGCAGUGGUCCGCUGGCCAUGGUGGGCUCUGCGAUGAUGGGAGGCAUCCUGUUGGCCCUCAUUGAGGGUGUUGGCAUCCUUCUCACCCGCUAUACUGCCCAGCAGUUCCGAAAUGCACCCCCAUUCUUGGAGGACCCCAGCCAGCUAACCCCGAAAGAGGGAUCUCCGGCCCCAGGUUAUCCCAACUACCAGCAGUACCACUGAGGAAGCCGCUGCCUGACCCCCGCCACCGUGGGAGCCACUCCUCAGUUCCCUCCCGGAUGAUCUACCUCCAAGGGAGGACUGGCUCCUACAUAGCCCUGAGAGGCCUUCACAGAGGGCCUCAAUUCUACUCUCUGGUUUUGUGGUAGGGGUGGGGACACCCCAGCAGCCUUGUCAUAUGGGUUCCCUUUUUGUGUCUUAGGGCAUCCCAGCUUCAUACGUGUAACAAUUCUCUCACCCCCAGAGCCCUCGUGUGGCACCCUGAUGAAUGUUUAAAGCCAGUUUUGAAAUGUCUGUGUAUGUCUGCCUUCAGUCACCCAGAUGGCCCUCUCUCUCCUCAGAAGGGGCUUGGAAAGUCUAGGGCUUGAGAUUUCAUGGUGAAUGGGUUUGAAGGGUUUUGAUGGUUUUUGUUUUGUUUUGUUUUUUGUAUUGGGAAGUGGGAGAAAGAAGCAGGGUCUCAGCUGGGCAUGGUGGCACACACCUGUAAUCCCAGCACUUGGGAGGCAGAGACAGGCAGAUUUCUGAGUUCAAGGCCAGCCUGGUCUACAGAGUGAGCUCCAGGACAGCCAGGGCUACACAGAGAAACCCUGUCUCAAAAACAAAAAACAAAAAAAAAGAAGAAGCAGGGUGUCACUGUGUUGUCUAAACUGAACUUGAACUUGUAUGAUACUACCACACCCAACCUCUAGUAAAGGUUUACAAAAUGAAUGAGCAAGGGAGGGAAUAGUCAAAAAGAUGAAUUAGACACAUGCAUAAACGUGGUUAGGUGCCUAGACAUGCUUCGUGCACGCAGGAAAGAAGGACAAGGAUUGCUGGGAGCAUGUGUAUGCUGUGCAAACAUACUGCAGACCCUCCUGGUACAGGCUCCCCGUGGAGAGCAUGGGAAACCAGGCGCGUGAGAAAAGCCUUUGCCCUGGGCGUGGUAGUGCACACUUUAAUCCAGCCCAGAGCAGCACAGAGGCCGAAGCGGAGACACACAGAUCUCUGUGAGCUGAAGGACAGCCUAGUCUACAGAGCUUAUCCCAGGACAGCCACGGCUGUUACUCAGAGAACCCUGUCUUGAAAAACAAAAGCAAACC